ACGUUCGGAUAUCCAUUCGGAUUCGGUUCGGAUAAUUCGUUUUUUGGAUUUUCGGUUUUUAGAUUAAAACCCAUUCGGAUAUUUUUGGAAUUUUGGUUCGGGUUCGGUUAUAUUCGAUCGGGUUCGAAAUUUAAAAACCGUUCGGAUAUUUUAUCAAUUUCGAUUCGGGUUCGGUUUCUCUUUUUCAGGUCGGGUUCGGAUAAAUUAUUCGGGUUCGGAUAAUAUGCCCAGGCCUACCGCCGUACUCUUUUAUAA
This is a messenger RNA of Eutrema salsugineum, 255 nucleotides long. RefSeq lists its product as uncharacterized. Lineage: Eukaryota; Viridiplantae; Streptophyta; Magnoliopsida; Brassicales; Brassicaceae. The record is from RefSeq and is a predicted model, not a curated record.